Quercus lobata is the source of this 1059-nucleotide messenger RNA. Its product is annotated as membrane-anchored ubiquitin-fold protein 3-like. Lineage: Eukaryota; Viridiplantae; Streptophyta; Magnoliopsida; Fagales; Fagaceae. Gene Ontology annotation, molecular function: protein binding. The record is from RefSeq and is a predicted model, not a curated record. The transcript is spliced from 4 exons. The coding region runs from base 307 to 666 and encodes 119 amino acids.
CAUUUCUUCAGACAAAAAUUGGAAUCUACAAAAAAAGAAAUACAAAAGUUAACCCCAAACCCCCAAAAAGAAAAAGGGCAAUAAAUCAUUAAAAUCUCUCUGACUCACUGCGAUUCUGAAACGAAAAAUCAAUAGCUGACAGACAGUGAAUAGAAUCUCUGACAUCUGACUGAUGAUCCUCCAUUCAUGGCUUCUUGACCAGGUGGGUUGGGCAAGACUUGUAGAUUCUUUGACUGGAGGUGUAUUUUGGGUGUCACACUUACAUUUUGGUUUCAAGCUUGAGAAAGGAAGACGAGGGCUAGUAUCAUGGGUGAAGGAGAGGAGACUAUUGAGCUUAGAUUCAGGAUUUAUGAUGGUACAGAUAUAGGCCAGGGUGCUUAUGCAUUAUCAAUAACAGCUGCAACUCUUAAGCAAAAGCUUGUUGCUGAGUGGCCUAAAGACAAAACAGUCACACCCAAGUCAGUAAAUGAUGUAAAACUCAUACAUGCUGGUAAAAUUUUGGAAGAUAACAAGACACUUGCUGAUUCCAAAAUAACCAUUGGCGACCUUCCUGGUGGGGUUGUUACCAUGCAUGUGGUAGUACAGCCUCCUGUAGCCAAGAAGAAGACAGACAAAAAUGAGGAGCAGAUGCACAAGAUGAAUGCAUGCACAUGUAACAUCCUUUAAUUUGGGAAGCAUAGAUGGCAGCUGUUGCAGAUGGAAUCACACCUUUUCUACAUUUUUGCUUUCCUUCAUGAGCCGAGUGUAAUAUAACAUUGUGUUUAUGAUCAUAUGAGGGUUGCCUUUUUUCUUCUUCUUCUUCUUCUUCUUGUAAUUGCUUCCAUUGUUGUUCAUUUUGUGGUCCAUUCUCUUUGAAGUGAAAUCAGAAUAUCAACCAUUACUGUCCUUUUUGGCAUGGUAAAGUUGUCUUGUAUGGUCCUUGAGAGAGAGUGCGAAAGUGAAAGAGAGCAACAUACAUCAAUGUUGGCUUUCAUAUAUACCAUAUUUUCUUUCUUUUUAGUACUGAAUAACUCAAGUGAUGUAAUUUUCUUUCUUGUGAAUUAUUAUUAUUAUUUUUAA